GAAACUAAAUGUGAACUCAAUAAAAUAACAUCCAGGCUCUGCUGAGCCGGAUCGGAUCUGUUGAGCUUCAUUGGGCCGGAACCAAUCCUGCGUAGCCCGAUAUGUAAAACUCAGACGGGAGAACGGAGACAUACGUCCAUAGUUUCCAACUUCCGAGCCAUCGGCAUCCAGAAACCAAGUAGAGUUGGUUCAUUGUAAAAGAAUGAGAAUCGAAGGAGAUACAAGUGUAAAAUUUCUAAUCCGCAAUCUCAAAAAUGGAUACCGAGCUUUGUCUCAUCUUAAAUUGGUUUCAAGUUCGGGGUUUCACUUGUCUGUUGCUGGUUUACUGGGAGUUGCUGGUUUUCUUUUCGCCAUAAAAGAUGGUAAACUGGAGAAUUUUAGUUCUUUAAAAUUGUUAACCGACAGGGAGGAUCGUCCAGAGAAUUUAUUCUUCUUGCCCGGCCUGCAAAAUCUUGGCAAUAAUUGCUUUCUAAAUGUCAUAUUGCAGGCUUUGGCUAGUUGUUCAGAAUUUCGACCUUUUCUUCAAAACGCUAUAGAGGAAUCUAAAUCAUCAGCAGGUGUGGAACAGGAGGAAAAUCUGCCACUUGCAUUUGCUCUAGCUUCUUUAUUGGAAGAGUUAUGUGUAGUUGGUGAACCAAGAGUCGUCAGAAGCCCAUAUAAGGUGAUGCUGGCAAUGACUCCUUAUAUUGGAAAGUUUAAUCUGACAAGCCAGCAGGAUGCUGCAGAAGCAUUUCUACAUCUUUUAUCCUCUUUAAGAGAAGAAUUUUCAGAUUGUUAUCUCCCAAAUCAAAGUACUCUUGCCGAUAUUUUUGCUUCCCCUAAUUCUAGGAUUCGUACUUCUGUGAUAAGUGAGGACCAAAACGAGCAGGAAAGAUGGGAGCAACACUUUCUUGGACCAUUUAAUGGCAUUCUUGGUAGUGUGUUAACUUGUGAAAGUUGUUCAUCUCAGGUUUCGUUGGACUUUCAAUUUUUCCACAAUUUGCCUAUCCCUCUACUGCAUGAUAGUGGUUACACCCUUAGGUUUGGAAUUACUUUGGAGGAUUGCCUGAAGCAGUUUUUUACUGCUGAGCAAGUCGAGAAUUACCAUUGCAGCCGCUGCUGGCACAUUGCUGCAAUGAAGUAUUUAUCCAUGACAGGGGCAGAUGAGAUACAGAUUGGAAAACUUAGGAGAUGUGCUGGAGAAGAUUCCUGUGAUUGUCAAAGUAAAUUUCAUCUUGAAAAUCUACCUUGGUCAAAUAAUUUCUCAUACACUGUAAAACAACUAAGUAUUGCCCGUUGUCCAAAGAUUUUGUGCAUUCAUUUACAACGUGCUUCAAUAAAUCUGUUGGGAGAACCAGUAAAACUGCAGGGCCAUAUUCCUUUCCCAUUGUCUUUGAACCUGUCUCCAUUUAUGACUUCUGGAGUGGGAAUUAAGAAAUGGGAAGAAAGGGCACAAAUUGGGCAGGUGAAGCAGCAAGACCGAAAACCCAGCCUUCAUCUCAAUCACUUUAAUAUGAAAUUUGAUGCAGGAAUGCCAAAUCAUAUUUUUAGGCCUAUGGGUGAAAAUAUUCAUCUAGAAGAAAUGGCUAGAGAUGAAUUUGGAUGCGCUAAACCUGCGGAAGCUUUUGUGGUAGAAGGCUUGUCUGCAACUGAAGGCUGUUUAAAAACUGUGAAUACAGAUAUUAACAUGCAAUAUAACAAGGUGAAUAGGAUUUGCGAGAGAGGAGUUUCAAAAAUUCAUUUAUAUCGUCUUGUUUCUGUCGUGGAACAUUUUGGAAGAGCUGGAGGCGGACAUUAUACUGUUUACAGAAGUGGGAAAGCCAUGGCACACAAAAUGGAGUCUCAGGAUGAUUCCGAGGCUUCUACUUUGCGAUGGUUUUGUAUAUCAGAUUCUGACGUAUCUGUAGUUUCUGAAAAUGAUGUUCUUGCAGCAGAGGCUAGCUUGCUUUUCUAUGAGAGGGUUAUAGAAGGUUGAAAACAGCACUUCUUAUUUGUUAUUGAAAAUUAUGUCUUCCGCUGCCAAAAGCUGCUUCUUCAACCUCAACUCCAAAGUAAUCAACCCUUUAAGGGAUGGGGUAAAAAUAGUUUGAAGCAUUCACAACUUCUAGAGCUUGUACUUCUGUCUGUUAGGAAGUCUGGCCAUUUGAAAUCUCAAAUAAAAAAAAUCACAGGAGGGAAGUGCAGGCAAAAGGGCAUGAGCAUAUUCCACCAUGGCGAUUAUAUGCACAAACACGAAACUGAUCAACUCAAUUCAUAAAAUACGUAUUCCUCCGAUUGUGGAGAAUCAAUUCAAAUGUUCUGAUUUGUAAAAAAUUUAUCUAGGCAGAGUAUGAUUGUUAUAAAGUCAUAAAGAGAAGUACGGUGGAUAUUAUGCUUGUGGGGUGCUUUGUGUUUUGUUUGUGUCGAAAAGUUAUCUCAGCUGAAAAGAUUGUGCGGAGAAAAUUGAGAAUUUUACAGGGCAAGCUGUGGAACAAUUGUAGUUUAGUUUAAAAUUACAGUUCCGCUAUCUGUCAGAGCAUUAUUGGCUACUUUUCAAAUAGCUACUUUUAAAAUUCAUCUUCCAUACAAAAUAGCAGCAGGAAGCAUUGUUUGUUCUGGUUUUUUUAAGGUUGGGGAGCACAGAUAUGUCUAUGAUUUUGACUCAUGUCGUCAAUUGACAAGAUUUGAUUUUGACUUGAGAAAAUCAAACACUGAAUUAUUUGGACACUUAUUUGUAAUCAGAAAGUGAAGCUUUUGCAGA
This is a messenger RNA of Carica papaya (papaya), 2719 nucleotides long. RefSeq names its product ubiquitin-specific protease 27 (gene UBP27). Gene Ontology annotation, molecular function: cysteine-type deubiquitinase activity. Gene Ontology annotation, biological process: protein deubiquitination. Lineage: Eukaryota; Viridiplantae; Streptophyta; Magnoliopsida; Brassicales; Caricaceae. Gene Ontology annotation, cellular component: cytosol; nucleus. The record is from RefSeq and is a predicted model, not a curated record.